Molecule: messenger RNA, 1848 nt
Organism: Priapulus caudatus
Lineage: Eukaryota; Metazoa; Priapulida; Priapulimorpha; Priapulimorphida; Priapulidae
Product: retinal homeobox protein Rx-like
Exons: 5
Coding region: 733-1848 (371 amino acids)
Biological process (GO): regulation of transcription by RNA polymerase II
Molecular function (GO): RNA polymerase II transcription regulatory region sequence-specific DNA binding; DNA-binding transcription factor activity, RNA polymerase II-specific
Source: RefSeq, a predicted model, not a curated record
UGUGUGCGGAGGGGGCGUGUGCUUGCGUGCUGCGCCGGGCCAGGCUUGAGAUAUGCCAUUCGCGCCCGAACUUUUUGCCCCGUCACUUCUUGCUACAAGUCCGGUAAUCGGGUGUGCUGCUCUCUCUCUCUCUCUCUCUCUCUCCACGCUCUUUCACUCUCUCAGACUCUCAUUCGCGCGCGCGUACGCUCAGCGCCAGGAGUCUGCCGCCAAUGACGGUCACACCGCGGACCUUUCGUCUGUGAAAACUGCCAUAUAUCACCGCCGGACGCCUUCAUAGUAGGAGCAGCAACGACGCUCUCGAUUCUCUCUCAUCCUCGCCCGCCGAGUGAGCGCGUAACAUCGACGGAGCAGUACCAGCAGUGCGGGAAGGUACUACUGCAUGCUACACGUGCAUUGACUACACGACCGCACGGACACGGAGACAGUGGUGUCACGGCGAAUGUGCGUUUGUUACCGGCGGCGGAAUGCGAGAAACAAGACGAUAGAUAUGCGCGCCUUACAGCGAACGUAGAACACACGCGUACAGCAAAAACAGCAGCAACAACAACAACCACACAAAAAACCACAAAAACAAUAACAACCUGAAAAAUAAACAAUCGGAAUAAUUGUUUUGCGGCGCGAUAAGAAUCGUUGCCUGCCUAUCGGGCGUUACACACGUGCGAGCGCGUGUGCGAAGCAGAGCGAGCGAGCGAUCACGAGCUUCCGUGAUAACGGCAUCUACGUGUGGUCAUGCCAGGUCACGGCUACAUGCUCGAUCUAGCUGACAGCGACGCCGCCCGGCGCUCCGUACCGGCGGCCGAGCUCGCCGGCCCACACCAUCACUUUUUCUACGGAGCAGACGGCGGGGCGGUACCGCACGACAGGUACGUGCCGAAAAACUUCACCGUGAGUCGGCUGCUCGACCUGGAAGAAUCGACGCUGCCACAUCACCACCACCACCACCACCCUCACCACCACCGCGUCUCCUCCUCCGCCGCCGACAUGUACGGACUGCAGAAAAUGACUGCGGCGACGACGACGACGACGACGCUAUCUUCAGCGGCGCUGCUCUCCGCCGCCGAUCAGUUUCGCCAUCAUCAUUCGUCGUCGACGUCGCAUACGCAGGAGCCUCCGCCCCCCAACAUGAACCCGUGUGAACUGGACGGGCGGAUACAUCACCAUUCACAGCCGACCAGUCUGGCGAGGACUCCAAGCAGUGACCGAGGUGGCAGCACGGGCGGCGGCACGAUCGACUCGGCGGCGGGCGAGAGUCCGCGCUCGAAGAAGCAGCGGCGGAAUCGUACGACGUUCACGAGCACGCAGCUGAGCGCGCUCGAGCGUGUGUUUGAGCGCACGCACUACCCGGACGCGUACGUGCGAGAGGAGCUGGCGCGCAGGAUCAACCUCAGCGAGGCGCGGGUGCAGGUCUGGUUCCAGAACAGACGCGCGAAGUUUCGCAGGAACGAGCGCAACGGCGCAUGCUUGCACCGCGCGACACUGUUACUGAGACCGUGCAAAUUGUUUGCGUUCACCUUACAGUUUUACUCAAUAGGGAACAGCCCCGACUCCCCCGACCAGGGCCCCGCACCGCCGCGCACCCUGCCGGUGACGACGGGAGACUACGCGGGGUGGCCUGGCCAGUACGUCGACGCCGGCUACUACAAGUCACAACAGGUGACCUCGUCCACGCAGCUCGGCUAUGCCGCCUACGCGCAGCACGGCUACGGCGUCGGCGUCGGCGACGGUGACGAGGAUGCGUGCGGCAUGCCGACGCCGUGCGCGCAGCGAGCGUCGCGACCGCCCGUCGGCCACAGAACGCACGAGUACAACCACCAGCACAGCGCAUGCGCCGAGGUCCUGCCGUGA